ACUGCCUCAUCUGCCUGCCGCUAGGGGUCAUCCUCUAUAUCCUCGGUUUUGUAUAUAUGAUGGUUUCAGGGAUAUCAUGCAGUAUGUUCAAUAAUUGCCUGAAGUUGAGCAGAUUAUGAGACAUUUUUUAAUUGGAUAUAUUGAUCAUUAUUGGUUUUUCCAGGUUGGUUCAGAGUUAAUCAGCGUUUUUGCAGAAGAUUAUCGUACGAACAACUACUUAGAAUCAUUUCAUUCAACACUACUUUCGCAAAUGGGACGACACCUUAAUACAUUGGAUUUCCUCCGUAAAUUAACUUACAUUGAAAAUCAGUUUUCAGUGGAGUUCAAUCAAGUACAGAAUAAUCUCAGGGUCAGAGAUGGCAUAUCAAGAUCCGAACGAGCUAAUGCCACUCAUAUAAUAUCCCAAUAUGUACAGUGCCUUAAUCAAAAACACGGCCUCUUGAUGUUUUUGAGCAACACCGGUCAUCAUAUUUGAUGGAUAUGUUGAAAGAGAAAUUGGACCUUAUGCGCAACCAUGAACAACCAGUUCUCCUAUAAUAUUUGUCUUUUUUUUGUGUAUUUAAAAUUUUUUCUCAUGUAUAAUAUUAUGUUGAAUGUUCAACUUUAAUUUUUUUGUAUGUAUUAAAUGUAUUAAAUUAUGUUUGUAUAUAUAUAGUGGGGGAUUGUCCUACUAUACCCGACGUAUGAGCCUCGCAAGACAAUUCAAUUUUACUUAUCUAGUUUUCAUAAUAAACACAUAUGGUGUAACAGUAACCUCUUAUGUUCAAGUUUUUAAUUCACAUUAUUAAUAUCACAACUCAACAUUUUUCAUUAU
This is a messenger RNA of Melanaphis sacchari, 814 nucleotides long. RefSeq lists its product as uncharacterized. The record is from RefSeq and is a predicted model, not a curated record. The coding region runs from base 116 to 475 and encodes 119 amino acids. The transcript is spliced from 3 exons. NCBI's taxonomy places the organism in Eukaryota, Metazoa, Arthropoda, Insecta, Hemiptera, Aphididae.